Messenger RNA from Colletes gigas, 693 nucleotides. RefSeq lists its product as uncharacterized. Lineage: Eukaryota; Metazoa; Arthropoda; Insecta; Hymenoptera; Colletidae. The record is from RefSeq and is a predicted model, not a curated record. The coding region runs from base 37 to 693 and encodes 218 amino acids. The transcript has 2 exons.
UCAAGUAACGAAGAAAAGUCGUUUAGAAUUUGCAAGAUGAAAUUCGCUUUGACAGUAUUAAUGGCUCUGGCCGUUGCCAGUCCUCUGUACGCCUACAAGUUACCUAGCACAGGUUCAGGUGCUCUCGCCAAGGAAUUUCAGGACAUUUUGGACCUGAUACCACUGAGUAAGAUAAUAGAGCUCGCUAAAGCAUACCAAGCCCAGGACAAAGAAUUUCAGACGACCAUGGGGCUCGUAAUGUCCGAGGAAUCGAAACAGUAUGUCAGAGCUAUCGAGGCUGCUCCUGAAUUCAAAGACCUGAUGAACUACAUCCAGAACGCUGGACUGGACAUUCACUCGCUGCUGGACAUUCUAAACAAAUCCCUUAAUCUCGAGCCCUUUAUCCCUUUCGUCUUCCAUGGCAAGAUUACCGGUGGGAUUAAAGGCUUCAUUAAAGACAUUAGUAACUUAAUGCCUAUUGACGAACUCACGACGAUGGUCGAUAACAAAAGAAAAACCUCCGAGGUGUUUAAUAACUUUAUCGAGCAAAUAGUAUCACCGAAAAAUGUUCAGUUCUUUAAAUCCAUAAUGACGAACGAACACAAGAUGAAUCUGAUCGAGGAAGCUGAAAAGGAGGGCAUCGAUGGCUUCAUUUUCGACACUUACUAUCUUUUCUUUCUUUCGGGUGUACCUAUCCUUAUGGGCAGAAUGUAA